AUGUCAGCCAAGAUAGCAAAGACCAUUGCGAGGCAAAAGGAAAAGAUUGCCGAAGGAAGUUUCUAUGAAGCGCACCAGCAACUCCGUGUCAUCACUGCUCGUUAUCUCAAAGCCUCCGACUACAACUCCGCCUGCGACGUCCUGUACAAUGGCGCCCUCCUUCUCCUCCGCGCGGAUCAGGGUGGCUCAGGCGGCGAUCUGGCACUCAUGUUGCUGAACGAUGUCUACGUUAAAGGCGAAUACGCGUGUGACGAUGAAAAUAGAAAAAGACUGUUGGAGAUCUUCCAUGCAUUCCCCAAGGAGGAACCCACGCGGAAGAGGUUUGUGAGCGAGAUGGUGAAUUGGAGCGGAAAGUUUGGGGACUUGGAGAGGGGAGAUCCGGAGAUCCAUCAUCAAGUGGGCAAGGUGCUGGCGGAAGAGGGUGAAGCAUACGACGCUGAACGGCAUCUUGUCAUUGGUACACCAGCCUCACCCCCUGUCCUUGCCAGCUUACACUACAUCUGGUACAAGCUGGACCAACCGCACCUUGCACCCAUCUACGCCUCCCGCUCCGUCCUCCCCUACUUGUUGGUCGGCAACCUCUCCAGUGCAAAUCUUGCUCUGUCAGCGUUCACGUCGCACCUGACAACGCAGAACCCCAACUUACUGUCAAUGUCUCAACCCCUGGAAUCAGCCAAAUCUGGGCUCUCACUGCGGAUAUUUCCUUCAAUCCCUCUUCUAAAUUUCCUUUCGCUUCUAUUACUCUCCUGCCAGAAAGCCGACGCAAGUUUAUUCCGCCAACUCGCGAAAUUCUACGCCACGCACCUGAAGGAGGUUGAGGGGCUGUGGGGCGAAGCUUUGGCAAAUAUCGGAGAGAUCUGGUUUGGAAUCAAAAUUCCCCGGCAGACCGCUGGGAAUCCUUUAUUCGAUAUGAUGGGGAGUAUGCUUUUUGGUGGACAGCAGCCAGGGGGAAGAGCAGCAACACCGAGGUCGGGCACGCCGAAGCCUGCAGGAGGUGGCAGUGCGGCAGCCAGGAAGGAGAUCGAGAAGCCGCCGACGAUGGAUCUGGAUUGA
Messenger RNA from Cladophialophora psammophila CBS 110553, 1053 nucleotides. RefSeq lists its product as uncharacterized. The coding region runs from base 1 to 1053 and encodes 350 amino acids. Gene Ontology annotation, molecular function: protein binding. Gene Ontology annotation, cellular component: TRC complex; cytosol. NCBI's taxonomy places the organism in Eukaryota, Fungi, Ascomycota, Eurotiomycetes, Chaetothyriales, Herpotrichiellaceae. The transcript has 3 exons. Gene Ontology annotation, biological process: protein insertion into ER membrane. The record is from RefSeq and is a predicted model, not a curated record.